GUGAUGGGCCUGCGGUAAAGUACAUGAGACUCUCAACAGAUGUCCGCGGAAAUGGUCUGAACAUCCAGGACGAGUGGGAAGGGCGUUUCAUGAUACUUACUCUGAACCAAAUGACAAACUAAAAAGGGAUCUGUCUUUGUGUCCAAUCUCCCCUGGUAAGAAUGAAGGGGUUAUUGCUGAUAGAGCCACUGGUAGCCUUCUAUGCUUUCGCCAGUUUCCUGGUCUAUCCUCUGGUACCGCAGUAUGUCUACAGGAGGCUAUGGCAGGAUAUAACCAACACCACCUACCCUGUCUCUGACAACACAUCACGCUGUGAUCCUUCCAACACCAGCAGCCACAAUGAGGAGGUGCAGAAGGCGGCGUCUCUCUUCUCCCUCUACACCGAGCUCAUCUCCAUUAUCCCCUCUCUGGCCGUCACCUUCAUCCUCGUUGCCUACAGCGACCAGCGCGGACGCAAGAUCACCAUCAUCCUGCCUCUGAUUGGUUCUCUGUUCUACGCGCUGUCCUUCCUGGCAGUCUCCUUCUUCGAGCUUAACCUCUACCUCCUCAUCGUCUCGUCGUUCGUCAGCGCCCUGUUCGGGGGCUCGGGGACGUUCCUGGGUGGCUGUUUCUCCUACAUCGCUGACCUGUGUGAGGACGGACAGCAGAAGACCCUGCGUAUGGCCGGGAUAGACAUGGUGAUCGGCCUGCUGUCUGGAGUGGCCUCUAUCUCUACGGGAUACUUCCUCCGAGCAGCAGGCUUCAACUGGCCCUUCUUCACCUCUGCUCUGUUCCUGUGUUUCAACCUGCUCUACGCUGUCUUCAUCCUGGAGGAGACGCUCCAACGACCCCUGGAUGCCCCCCUGGACGGCUCCCUGCGUCGCACCGCCAUGCAUCAGCUGGCCUACGGGGCCUACCAACUGUUUGCAGGGGCCAGUAGGAGGCGUAACGUCCUUCUGAUGCUUCUCCUGCUCCUCUUCGGCUCCUUCUCCUUCGCCAACAUGGGCGGGCACUCCAUGAUCACACUGUACGAGCUCAACCAGCCGCUGUGCUGGAACGAGAUCCUAAUUGGCUAUGGCUCUGCACUGUCCAUGACGAUGUUCCUAACCAGCUUCGUGGGUGUGACGGUGUUCUCUCGCUGCGGCGUGCCCAACAUCGUCAUCAUUCUCAUAGGGAUACUGAGUGUCAUGGCGGGUAUGACCCUGGUGGCCUUCGCCAAGACCACGCUCAUGAUGUUCCUGGUCAGGCUUCCAAUGCUUCUGGCCAUCAUGCCAUUCCCCGUGCUGAGAUCCAUGAUGUCGAAGAUCGUGUCAAAGACCGAGCAGGGAGCGUUGUUUGCGUGCUUGGCUUGCCUGGACAGUGUGAACAACAGUGUGGCGAUAGCUGUGUUCAGUAGUCUCUACGCUGCCACGGUAACCUGGUACCCUGGAUUCUGCUUCCUGUUGUCUGCUGGACUCUGUGUCAUCCCGUUGGUCCUGCUAGUGAUUGUGGGGCUGCUGGGGGUGGAUGAAAGUAAAGAGGCAGAGGUCCUCAUCCCAGAAGAGGAAGGCCUGGCCGGAGACGAUGACCCUCUCCUCACCUGAGGCUGGGUGGCAGGUAGCGGUUGGGCCAGUAACCAAAAGGUCCUUGGUUCAAAUCAUCGAGCCGGCAAGGUGGAAAAAUCUGUCGAAUGUGUCCUUGAGGUUGCUCUGAAUAAGAGAGUCUGCUAAGUGAACUUUUGUUUGUUGGGCGUCGGAAUCACAGGUGCGUCGGAAUCACAGGUGCGUCGGAAUCACAGGUGCGUCGGAAUCACAGGUGCGUCGGAAUCACAGGUGCGUCGGAAUCACAGGUGCGUCGGAAUCACAGGUGCGUCGGAAUCACAGGUGCGUCGGAAUCACAGGUGCGUCGGAAUCACAGGUGCGUCGGAAUCACAGGUGCGUCGGAAUCACAGGUGUUGCUUUUGGUUUGAUUUCCCAUCUUUUCUCAGCGUCAAUUUCUCUGUCAAGUAAAGGCCGCGUUUUAAUUAAACACAAUUCUUCUGAUAUUCCGAUCUCUCACUGUGGAAUAAUUAGUCGCUGUUAUGACGUUGUACAUGAUUCAAUUAUUCACGUUGUUGCAACAACAAAAAAAUGGGAAAUAAGCAAAUUGAUUUUCCAAAAUGUUUUAAUAAGUAGCUAGAAGUCUCUGAAGUGAAAUGAAUAUUGAUAUCAAACAGAGCGACCGUAAUAGCAGACCGCGGUAAUCUACCUAAUUCACAGGUUCUGACUGUAUAUCAUGUCCUACUUACCUGUUUACCUGUCUGGUCCUUCUGUAACUCAGUUGGUAGAGCAUGGCGCUUGUAACGCCAGGGUAGUGGGUUCGAUCCCCGGGACCACCCAUACGUAGAAUGUAUGCACACAUGACUGUAAGUCGCUUUGGAUAAAAGCGUCUGCUAAAUGGCAUAUAUUAUUAUUAUUAUAUUACUGAUCUGUCUGUGUUGUCGUUACGUGACAAGGCUCAAACUGUCAAACUCGUUUAGCUGUGCCUUACACCAACAUGAUAGACUUGUAUAGACGCUCAAGGAAAUGCACUUUCUGUCUGAACUAUGUCACGACUUUUGUUAGUUUCCCCAGUGAUCAAAACUGGUUGAGAAAAGAUGUCAUUUCAAUGGCAACUGGUUGGAAUUACAGUGUUGCUCUUUGGGCUGACCCUAGACCAGUUUGGGCUCUUGCUGUCGUUGUCAUGAUGUCACAAACAGAUCUACAAACAGAUCUAGGAUCAGGAUGAAAACACUUUGUUGAUUGAUAUUUCAACUACACUGUUACAGUAGGUUACCUCCACUUAAUGAUUGAUUAACAACAACGAUCAAUAACUCAGAACUGAUCAUGUAAAAACCAGCAUAGUCAAUUGGAUGUGAAGGACAGUAUUGGAAAAUACUACUUUAGAGAAGAAUGUUUUAAAAAGUUGUAUUUUGAAACCAUUGGAUGUGUGCUGUUAUUUUUACAAUAAUUUAUGACUGCCACACUGUUUGUGUAAUUGUGUAAAAUAUUUUUUUUUAAAUGUGUGACGGAAUUUAUGAAACUCUUUAAUAAUUAAUUGUGUAAAAUAAAAUAAAAAAUAAAAUAAAAAAUG
Molecule: messenger RNA, 3069 nt
Organism: Oncorhynchus gorbuscha (pink salmon)
Lineage: Eukaryota; Metazoa; Chordata; Actinopteri; Salmoniformes; Salmonidae
Product: solute carrier family 46 member 3-like
Exons: 7
Coding region: 162-1562 (466 amino acids)
Biological process (GO): vacuolar transmembrane transport
Cellular component (GO): lysosomal membrane
Molecular function (GO): transmembrane transporter activity
Source: RefSeq, a predicted model, not a curated record